UCGUAGCGGAAAAGGGGAUUCAUCGCGCAUCCGCCGCCAGCCGUUAUUCAGCGCUCAAGGAAUGUCGGCAUCGAGCGAAAACUUCACCCAACAGUUUGUCCAGUGAGCUCGCGCUGUAAGGUUUCGUGUAUUCAGUUCAAGUGGAACACCUAGUAAAAAUCAAAAAUGCCAUUCAAGAGUAUUAAAGCCCGUCAGAUUUUCGACUCGCGCGGUAACCCGACUGUCGAGGUUGAUUUGGUUACCGAUUUGGGUCUAUUCCGGGCGGCCGUACCGUCGGGCGCUUCAACGGGCGUACACGAGGCGUUGGAGUUGCGUGACAACGUCAAGGGUGACUGGCAUGGCAAGGGUGUUCUGAAAGCAGUGGAUAACAUCAACAAGAUCAUUGCGCCGGCUGUGCUGAAGUCGGGCCUGUGCGUUACUCAACAGAAAGAGCUCGAUGAACUGAUGCUGCAUUUAGAUGGAACCGAGAACAAGUCCAAACUGGGCGCAAACGCUAUCCUUGGCGUUUCGUUAGCCAUCUGCAAGGCCGGUGCUGCGAAAAAGGGCAUUCCACUGUACAAACAUAUUGCUGAGCUUUCUGGCAAUGGAAACAUCAUUCUUCCGGUGCCGGCUUUCAACGUUAUAAACGGAGGUAGCCACGCCGGUAAUAAACUGGCUAUGCAGGAGUUCAUGAUUCUACCGACUGGAGCAUCGUCUUUCACUGAAGCUAUGAAAAUCGGCACCGAGGUGUACCAUCACUUGAAGAGUGUUAUUAAGGCUAAGUUCGGUCUGGAUGCCACCGCUGUUGGUGAUGAGGGUGGUUUUGCUCCCAAUAUCCUGGAGAAUAAAGAAGCUUUGAACCUGAUUCAGGAUGCUAUUGCGAAGGCUGGUUACACUGGAAAGGUCGAAAUCGGAAUGGAUGUAGCUGCUUCGGAAUUUCACAAGGAUGGAAAGUACGAUCUGGACUUCAAGAACCCCAAUUCGAACAAGAACGAUUGGCUGUCCCCAGAUUCUUUGGAGGAAAUGUACCAAGGCUUUAUUAAAGGUUUUCCGAUCGUCAGCAUUGAAGAUCCCUUUGACCAGGACCACUGGGAUGCCUGGGCAAAGAUCACUGCUAACACAAGUAUUCAAAUUGUCGGUGACGAUUUGACAGUAACUAAUCCAAAGCGUAUUGCUACUGCUGUCGAGAAAAAAGCUUGCAACUGCUUGUUGUUGAAAGUCAACCAAAUUGGUUCUGUGACCGAAUCUAUUAAUGCCCACUUGCUGGCCAAGAAAAACGGUUGGGGUACCAUGGUAUCGCAUCGUUCGGGUGAGACUGAGGACACCUUUAUUGCCGAUUUAGUCGUUGGCCUGAGCACUGGGCAAAUCAAGACUGGCGCUCCAUGCCGAUCGGAACGUCUCGCCAAGUAUAACCAGAUUCUGCGCAUUGAAGAGGAACUUGGUGCUGACGCCAAGUUUGCCGGCAAGAAUUUCCGCCACCCACAGUAAAUUAUACUAAGCUUAGAAUAUACCAUUCGUGCGCGUAGUUUGUAUUGUCUGUCACUCUCUAAAACUCAUCAAAUGAGAUCAACCAAAAUCUGCCACACAAAAUAAGAUCUAAAAUGUAUCGAUUUGUAGUGUGUGUAUUAAUUAAUGCCUGUUUGGCUUCAAAAGGGGUCAAUUGGCUUUGUAUGAUUUAUAAAAUUUCAAUCCAAAUACCUCCCUGACAAUGAAUAUCUUCGAAACCUGUACAAGCAUACUAUCAGGAGGAUUUUUAUCAACAUUUAAAACACUGUUAAUGUUAAAAUAAAUAAAACAAUACUGAAGUAAAAGUAAGAAUGAAGUACAUGAUUAUUGAUAAUAAAUACACGAUGAACACUACAA
Molecule: messenger RNA, 1842 nt
Organism: Wyeomyia smithii (pitcher-plant mosquito)
Lineage: Eukaryota; Metazoa; Arthropoda; Insecta; Diptera; Culicidae
Gene: Eno
Product: enolase
Exons: 3
Coding region: 166-1467 (433 amino acids)
Biological process (GO): glycolytic process
Cellular component (GO): phosphopyruvate hydratase complex
Molecular function (GO): phosphopyruvate hydratase activity; magnesium ion binding
Source: RefSeq, a predicted model, not a curated record